UAACACCAAUCUCACAUUGUGAGACAUUUUAUCGGUCUUCUUCUUCUUGGCUGUAAUCGAUACCAUUUCAGAUUAGGCGACAAAAAUCACAGUAUACAAAACAAAAUUGCUGUUCUGGUCGGCCGUGGCGGUUGCGACGAGGACGCUAACAACCUCUUUUUUACGAGACCCAAUUCAUAUAUGUCCAUUCUCAAAUCACCAAAUCCAUAACAGAAAUCAAACCCAAAUCAACCACCACCACCACCGUAUGCGGUGGCUCUUUGAUUACAUUCGUUAGCCGGCGUCACAACCCAAUUCAAUUCUCAUUUAUUGUAUUUGCACUCUCAGAUCAGCAAACCCCAAAACGAAAAUCACACCGAAAUCCACCACCAUAUUCAUUCACCGGCGUAACAACCGACAACCUAUAACUCCAUAAGCGCCAGUAAUAUUUAGAUGGGUCAAUCCUCCUCUACCUACGGGCUCUCGCCGCCGACAAGCCAUCGUCUAACAAGCCCCAUCACCGCUCGAUCGGAGAGUCUCUCUCUGACGUACUCAGUCGAAUCCAGUACGGAACUCCAGGAAAACUCUAUGGUAGAUGAAGACUACAUCUCUGAACUUCCCGACGAGUGCUUGGCCUGCAUCUUCCAGUUCCUCAGCUCCGGCGACCGCCGCCAGUGCUCUCUCGUCUGCUGGCGGUGGCUGCGGGUGGAGGGUCAGAGCCGUCACCGUCUCGUUCUCAACGCCACCUCCGAACUUCUCCCUUCGAUCCCUUCCCUCUUCUCUCGAUUCGACUCCGUAAAGAAGCUCGCUCUCCGAUGCGACCGUCGAUCCGUCAGCUUGGACGACGAUGCUCUGGUUCUGAUCUCCCUCCGGUGCCCUAAUCUCACGCGCCUCAAGCUUCGCAGCUGUCGCGAGCUCACCGAUCUGGGAAUGGCCGCUCUUGCGAUGAACUCCAAGUGUUUGAAGAAAUUCUCGUGUGGGUCUGCCAUGUUUGGGGCCAAAGGAAUGAAGGCACUGCUCGAUCACAGCUCGUCACUCGAAGAGCUCUCGGUCAAGCGCCUCCGAGGAAUCAUCGAGGUAGGCGAGCCGAUCGGGCCCGGCAAAGCAGCUUUGUCGCUGAAAAGCAUAUGCCUGAAGGAGCUCUACAAUGGACAGUCCUUUGGACCGCUUAUUAUUGGAGCAAAGAAUCUGAAAACCCUAAAACUGUUGCGUUGCUUGGGCGAUUGGGAUAGGGUUUUCGAAGCAAUUGCGAAUCGGAAGAGUAUUUUGGUUGAAAUUCAUUUGGAGAGGCUUCAAAUUAGCGACUUUGGUCUUCAGGCGAUAUCGAAUUGUUCAGAACUAGAGGUUUUGCACCUGGUCAAGACUCCGGAGUGCACAAAUAAUGGAAUUGUGAGCAUUGCUGAGCACUGCAAGCUACUGAGGAAGCUCCAUAUUGAUGGUUGGAGGACGAAUCGGAUUGGAAAUGAUGGCCUAAAUGCGAUUGCUAAGCAUUCCUUUAAUCUUCAAGAACUGGUUCUUAUUGGGAUUAAUCUUAGUUUUACAAGCGUUGAAGCAAUUGCCACCAAUUGUCAGAAAUUGGAACGCUUAGCUCUCUGCGGUAGUGAGACCGUAGGUGAUAAAGAGAUUUCUUUUAUUGCUGCGAAAUGUGUGAUGUUGAAGAAGUUCUGUAUCAAGGGGUGCCCUGUAUCUGAUCAAGGGAUUGAGGCAUUUGCUUGGGGCUGCCCGAAUUUGGUAAAAAUUAAGGUUAAGAAGUGUAAGGGAGUGACUAGGGAGGUUGCAGAUUGGCUGAGGGCGAAGAGGGGAUCGUUGGCGGUCAAUUUGGAUGUUGAUGAGGUUGAAGCUGAAGCAUAUGCAAGUGCAAGUGAUGUUGGAGCACAAGAAGAUGGUAUAGAGUUUCCAUUAAUGGUGAGCGAAGUAACUAGUUCUGCUGCUGAUGCUCCGUCUAGCAGUAAUGGCCGGCCUUCCUCCUUUAAGUCAAGGAUUGGCCAUUUUGGAGGUAGGAUUCUUGUGUCUUGCACUUUUGGGAAGUGGUCAAACAGUAACAGCAAUUCCAGUGGUAGCUUAUCAUGACCCGAACCAAGGGUUGGAAUGAAAAACUCUAUUUUCUGUUCAACUUGUCUUUGUAUUAGUUUGUGUUCUUCGGAGUUAAUCUUAUUGUCCAUUGCUUAUUGCCUUCUAAAUUCUAACCUUCAAGAACUGGUUCUUGUUGGGGUUAAUCCUAGUUUCAUGUCUCGAUUGCCAUUCAUUUUAAAAAAUUGGAACGCGUUGCUCUCUGUGGUAGUGAGAUGAAUGGUGAUGCAGAGAUUUCAUGUAUUGCUGUGAUAUGUGUGAUGUUGAAGAAGCUCUGUAUCAAGGGGUGCCAAGUAUCUGAUGAAGGAAUUGAGGCAUUUGCUUGGCGCUGCCCGAAUUUGGUGAAAAUUAAGGUUAAGAAGUGUAGGGGAGCGAGUAGGGAAGUUGCAGAUUGGUUGAGGGCGAAGAGGGGAUUGGUUGCUGUCAAUUUGGAUGUUGAGGAGGUUGAAGCUGAAGCUGUUGCGACUGCAAGUGAUGUUGGAGCACAAGAAGAUGGUAUAGAGUUUUCAUCAAUGGUGAGCCAAAUAACUGGUGGUUCUGCUGAUGCUUCCAUCAAGCAGCAAAGGCCAGCCAUCGUCAUUCAAGUUAAUGUUUAGCCCUUUUGGAGGAAGGAUUCUUGUGCUUGCACUUUUGGGAGGUGGUCAAACUGUAUUAGCAGUUCUCCUUAUCUUAAGCUGGACCGGCUCACAAAGUCAUGGGUCAGUUCACUCCGAUUCGACUCUCUAGCACGCGUCUCGUGACCUCCGUUGUUGUCUCCCUGCACUUUGACAAAGCCGGCACCACCAACACCACCUGCCACCAAACCAUACGCCUCGAUUUUGUGAGCCAUCACUGAUUGCUCUGCAUCUGCCCCUUUAAGGUAAAAAGCUGUAAUGCAUGUGAAGAUCACUGACUUAAAUGUAGUGUAAUGAAUCACAACACAACAACAUUAAUCCAACCAGAGUUAUUUUCGAGGUUAAUGCUGGGUUGGGAUUUGAUCUGUGGUUUGUUUACUACUACUCCAUAUGAGACUUAAUGUGGGGUUUGGAGCUGAGUGAGGGAGUGGUUAGGGUAUGGCCAAGAACUGAGUGACGGAUGGGAGGGCAGAAGAAAAAACCCUAAGGGGCAGGUUCAGAGCAAUCAGUGAUGGAUCAUAAAAUCGAGGCGUAUGGUUUGGUGGCGGGUGGUGUUGGCGGUGCCAGCCUUGUCACAGUUCAGGGAGACAACAACGGUGGUCACGAGACGCGUGCUAGAGAGUCGAAUCGGAGUGAGCUGACCCGUGACCUUGUGAGCCUUAGGCUGUUUGCUAUUUCUUAAGUAAUUUAAGCCCGUAUACAGCUCUUUUUCCCUCUUGGUCAGUGGCAAAUGCAUUUUUCCUACGAGGGUAAGUUGUGUUUGGGUUGGGGGCUCAAAGCAUACAACCUGGCUUUUGACUAAUGUGAAAAAAUAAAAUACUGGGAGAAAAAAGGCAAUAAGAUGUUCACCCACCUCAGGGAAAAAGGAAAAUGACUGAAUUGAUAUGCAAGUUUGUUCCAGAUGGUCUGAAAUGAGUUGCUCUUGUACAUUACCAGGCACCAAAUGUAUCUCAUCGGCACUUCACUCGCUUUCAUAAUCUUUCACAUCCAAAAGAGAAAACAGAUGCAUCAUUUGUUCCACUUGCUUGUACCAGCCAGGCCUGUUUGAAGUUAAUCUUAUUGUCUCUUGUUUAUUGCCUUCUAACCUUCAGGAACUGGUUCUUAUUGGGGUUAAUCCUAGUUUUACAAGUCUGUAUUGCCACCCAUUUUCAAAAAUUGGAACGCUUAGCUCUCUGUGACAGUGAGAUUAAUGGUGAUGCAGAGAUUUCAUGUAUUGCUGCGAAAUGUGUGAUGUUGAAGCAGCUCUGUAUCAGGGGGUGCCAUGGAUCUGAUCAAGGGAUUGAGGCAUUUGCUUGGUGCUGCCCAAAUUUGGUGAAAAUUAAGGUUAAGAAGUGUAGGGGAGUGACUAGGGAGGUUGCAGAUUGGUUGAGGGCGAAGAGGGGAUCAUGGGCGGUCAAUUUGGAUGUUGAUGAGGUUUGAAGCUGAAGCGUAUGCGAGUGCAAGUGUUGUUGGAGCAGAAGAAGACGGUAUAAAGUUUCCAUCACUGGUGAACCAAGUAACUGGUGCUGCUGCUGUUGCUGGUGCUCCAUCAAGCAGUAAUGGCCGGCCAUAGUUGUUCAAGUCAAGGUUUGGCCUUUUUGGAGGUAGGAUUCUUGUGGCCUGCAUUUUUGGGAAGUGGUCAAACAGCAAUAGCAGUUCCAAUAGUAACUUAUGAUGCAUCACCUGAAUGAAAAACUCUUAUUCUGUUCUGUUUUAACUUGUUUUUGUUGUAGUACGUGUUCUCACCUUCUUUAAAGUUUAUUGUCUCUUGUUUAUCUUGUAAUUGUAAUUCCUGCAAAAAUUGCAGUGAGACAAAUAUUUAUGUACCUUUUGCUUGAAUUCUACUAAUGGAUUGGAUUUCACUGCCAAA
Molecule: messenger RNA, 4512 nt
Organism: Cornus florida
Lineage: Eukaryota; Viridiplantae; Streptophyta; Magnoliopsida; Cornales; Cornaceae
Product: F-box protein At1g47056-like
Exons: 2
Coding region: 433-2049 (538 amino acids)
Biological process (GO): SCF-dependent proteasomal ubiquitin-dependent protein catabolic process
Cellular component (GO): SCF ubiquitin ligase complex
Molecular function (GO): protein binding
Source: RefSeq, a predicted model, not a curated record